Anopheles darlingi is the source of this 1575-nucleotide messenger RNA. RefSeq names its product histone RNA hairpin-binding protein (gene Slbp). Gene Ontology annotation, biological process: mRNA transport; mRNA 3'-end processing by stem-loop binding and cleavage. Gene Ontology annotation, molecular function: histone pre-mRNA stem-loop binding; mRNA binding. The record is from RefSeq and is a predicted model, not a curated record. Bases 645 to 1460 code for a protein of 271 amino acids. NCBI's taxonomy places the organism in Eukaryota, Metazoa, Arthropoda, Insecta, Diptera, Culicidae. Gene Ontology annotation, cellular component: histone pre-mRNA 3'end processing complex; cytoplasm. The transcript is spliced from 8 exons.
CUUGUUUUGGUUUGGAAACCCAAAAUUCGGACUUCUGUGUAAAAAUUGGGAUUUUUUUUACAUUUCUUGACUAUUUCGGGUGCGAUAAGAACCAAUUCAAGUCGUUUGUAACUCCCGCCGUCGUUUUUAGCUGGAAAAGUAGCCCUCCCGACAGUGCAAACUGUGGAAAACUGCCGCGCAAAAAGACGAAGCUGAAAAAGGAUUCUUAAGUCUUGCCACGCCAAAAGAAAGCACAGAAAUCGAGAACCAUCGGGAACCGUUUCGAUAUCUACGAAGAUUACGGAUGUCCUUUUUAGCUACCAAGAGAACAAAAAAAUUGCCUUCAAUCGCCUCAACCGACAUCCGGAACAUUCCGGAAUUCAAAAUUCCACAACGGAUAUUCGCAAAAAAUAAGGAAUAGCCGAGGAAGAAGAGAAGCAACAGCGGUAUCUAAUUUCUAGACAACUCGGCAAUAAUAGCCGAGGCCACGAUUUACAUUGACCGAUUUAGCGCGUCCCACAUUCUGAACUUUUACCUCCUUUUUUCUGUUUGACUGAAGAUUGACGAUAUACAUACAGCCGACGGUGCGACGUCUGUCUACCUUUCUACGCUUUAUAUUAACAAUCCCAAUCAGAACCACAGGCAGAGUGCAGACAAGUGCAAUUAUGGCGUUGCUCCAGAAAGAUAUGCAACGGAAGGCUGACAGUGCUGGCGGCUUGAACGAUAGUAAACAUGACAAAUCCUGGUACGAUAUAACGAUGGAGGAGGAAGAGCAAAUGACUAAAACUACCGAACGGGAGACACGCAUGAAAGAAUCACAAAAGAGCAAAAAAGUGACCGCUACAACCAGCUCCAGCGAUUCCGACGAGCCAUCGACCGGUAUGUCUAACCGACAAAUCGAGAUCGAUUUUUUGGAUUCGGCAAAUGUGAAAAAGUACAAAAAGCUGGUGGAAAGUGAAAAAAUUAAAUCACCUUUCAAGCGGCGUCAUUCCGGAGAAGUGACCAGCGACGAUAGUGCCGAUGAGGAUAACGUACAGAUAGCGUUAAACAAAGAUGGCUCUGGAGCCGGUUUUGCUCCCAAUCGUGGCUCCGGUUUUUACGAUCGGCACAGUAUGUACUCGAAGAAGAGUAAGAAACACGAAGACGAUCACGGUAAUGGGGGAUUCCGUUUGCGGACUGAAAGUUCAAGUUCCUCCGGAGCGUCAAGCCAGAACAGUGGUCGCCGACAAAUACUGGAGUAUGAAACGGAUGAGGCGGUUCUUGCGCGUCGUCAGAAACAGAUCGAUUACGGCAAGAAUACACUCGGGUACACCAACUAUAUCGAGCAAGUGCCACGUGAUGAACGUACCAAAGAUCACCCAAGAACGCCACAGAAGCAUUUCAAGUACAGCCGACGAGGUUGGGAUGCCAUGAUCAAGAUUUGGCGUAAGCAGCUGCACUGCUUCGAUCCUAACAGCGCGUUGGAGAACAACAACGAAUGAACAAGCCAAAAGCAGCGUCGAAUAGAAUAGGCGGUACGGCUAGAUAGGCUAGUAUUUUUGAGAUCGUUUUUUUUCCCUUCUGUUCGUAUUUAUUAUAUCGUACUUCUUCGUGGCG